AGAGGUUUCUAUUUGUCAAUGAAUAAAAUAUAAAAAAGAUAAAAUAAAAUUUAUAGUGAUGGGCUCGCGUUGUUGUUAUUGUGGGAAGCACAAUUAGAAUUGGAAUCCAAGUCCAACACACACACACACAGAGUCGUAGUCAUCACAUAACAAUUAAGAAUACAUAACAAGCGGCGGGAUACCAGCAUGCAAUUGCAAUUCUAAUUUCAUUUGUAAAUCGUUACUUUCCUGUACGUGCGGCGAUCCGAUAGGCCCGUUUUCUCUCUCUAAAUCUCUCCUCCGUUCCUCCGUCACGGUGAAACGUACAACACCUUGAACUCGCCGCCGCCGCCGUCUUCAUCACCGUCAUCGCCAUUUCAAAACUUUCCUUUUUAUUCACUCGUAUAUACGUCACGAUUUCUCAUCGCUUGAUUUUGCAGUUAUUGAUAUACGAUCAAUAAUGCCCCAAAAGUCAAAUCCUGUGAGCCUUUCCGUUCUUCUACGUAAAAUUGAUCUCUCACUCCUCAUUCUUCUUUAGUCUUCUCGACGUUUACGCGUCUGGAUAAUUUUUUUUUCCGCUUUUGUUUUUUUUAAGAAAAAGUAUUGUAGAAUUUCGAUUCGACGAUCUCCUGAGAGCUGUAUCACCGUGGUGUUUGACGUUCAAUAGGACUUUUUUUAUAUAAUAAUUAUUUGAUUAGCGGUUGGUUGGUUCAAAUGGAGAAGAAGAAGUAUCCAGUCGGAGCAGAGCACUAUGAGCUGUAUGAGGAAAUAGGGCAAGGUGUCAGUGCCUCGGUUUUUCGAGCCAUGUGCAUCCCGAACAAGGAGAUUGUUGCAGUUAAGGUGCUUGAUUUUGAACGUAGCAACAGCGAUUUGAACAAUAUAUCGCGUGAAGCUCAGACAAUGAUCCUGGUUGAUCAUCCAAAUGUUCUUAAAUCACAUUGUUCCUUUGUAAAUGACCAUAACCUAUGGGUGGUCAUGCCUUUCAUGCCUGGUGGAUCUUGCCUACAUAUACUGAAGUCUUGCCAUCCGGAAGGUUUUGAGGAAGUUGUUAUUGCAACUAUACUGCGUGAGACAUUAAAGGCGUUGGAAUAUCUUCACCAUCAUGGCCACAUUCAUCGAGAUGUCAAAGCUGGAAACAUUCUGAUUUGUGAUACUGGUGCAAUCAAGCUGGGAGAUCUUGGUGUUUCUGCUUGUUUAUUUGAUUCUGGUGAUAGACAACGCUUAAGGAACACAUUUGUUGGGACACCUUGCUGGAUGGCACCUGAGGUUAUGGAACAAUUGCAUGGCUAUGACUUCAAGGCUGAUAUCUGGUCUUUUGGUAUAACGGCUCUUGAGCUUGCUCAUGGGCAUGCUCCUUUCUCAAAAUACCCCCCAAUGAAGGUUUUGCUCAUGACCUUGCAAAAUGCACCUCCUGGUCUUGAUUAUGAGAGGGACAAGAAGUUUUCUAAGUCUUUUAAGCAGAUGAUUGCGAGUUGUCUUGUUAAAGAUCCUUCAAAACGUCCUUCUGCAAAGAAGCUUCUGAAGCAUUCUUUUUUCAGACAAGCUAGAACUAAUGAUUUUAUAGCACGUAAGCUGCUCGAAGGGCUUCCAACACUUGGUGAUCGCCUUCAAGCAUUGAAGAGAAAAGAAGAAGAUAUGCUUGUUCAAAAGAAAAUACCCGAUGGACAAAAGGAGGAAAUGUCACAGAACGAAUAUAAAAGAGGGAUCAGUGGUUGGAACUUCGAUCUUGAAGAUAUGAAAGCUCAAGCUUCCUUGAUCCAGGAUGAGGAUCCUAUACCUGACAAAGACCAAUUAGAGAAAUCGAUCUCUUUCAAUGGGACUGGUGCAGGUGAAAGGGAACUUCAGCAUCAAUUGUCAUACAUGAGCAGGGCUUUCACAUCUACUGAUGUAGCAGGAUCUGUUCCAUUUGUCAACUCUAUUGCAUCAUCUUCUAUGGGCGAAUGCGAGUCUGGAGAUGUUGCUAGUUCUUCCAAUGGACAUGUGACAUUGCGGACUUGUUCUCUUAAUGUCAACUCAGAUUUUAGUGGAAAAGCCUUAAAUGGCAUUGCAUCUCUUUCUCAAAAGCGGGUAGCUUCAUCUGGAUGCAUUGCUGCAAUGGAUGGGGACAAGUUACAAGGUCAGACUGCUAACUGCAAUGGAUCCGAUUCACUCCAGAUAGCAGAUGGGUUGACAUCUGAGUCAAUCUCCAAAGUUUCUUCAAAAACAACAUUAACUAAUGAUGAACAAGAUGAGAAAGCAAAGUGCCCAGUUGUUCAACAGAAAGGGCGUUUUAAAGUUACCUCUGAGAAUGCUGACAAUGAUAAGGUGGUUUCUUCUCCUGGAAUGCUAAAGAGUCCGAGCAUGAGGAUAAUAAUCGAACAUCCCAAUGGUCCUACAUCAAUGCAGGGAGAUGCUACAGAUCAAAGGGUAUCUAAUGGCAUUUUGAGUUCCACGAAGCCACUCUCAGUCUCUGCUGAUGACAUCACUAGACUAGAGAAAUCCAAGCUAGAUGCAGUGGAUGACAGGGAAAAGGAAUUACUUAACGAAAUAAGUGAAUUACAACGGAGGCUCUUAUGUGCACAGGAGGAGCUCCAGAAAUACAAAGCUGGAAAUUCCCAUGCAUGAGUUUUUUCAAAUCUUCAAUUGCCACCUAAUCACACGGAGCUUUUUUCAUCCGAGAUUGCCUACCAAAUAAAAAGGUUCAUAUUGGUCAACAUGCACAUAUACGUAAUUUUAGUUAUUAUUCGUUGUGGAAUACUUUAUGUUUUUCCCCUUUCUGAUUUGAAGUUUAACUUCUUUUAAGAGCCUACUCUUUCAUUUUUUUAUUGAUUUCGUAACACACUAUUUUCUAGUUAGUUAGGUUGUUAAACAUGGGAGCUCGGUUAUUUGGAUUUAUUAACAUAAAAGUUAAAAGUAUAUUCAUGUAAUGAACGACCUAAUUGGCAUAGAAUAAUCAGUUUACGUGUAUAUUGUAUAUUAAGAGGGUGAUUGGGAUUUGCUUAUUUGAAACAACUUAUGCUUUUUAAGUGCCUAUUAGAUUAUCUGGUGUCAAAAUGGAAUUUAAAAAAAAUUAUUUCGUGUUUGGUAUCCAAACGUAAUAACAUGAUAAUGAUAAGUUAUUUUUGUGUUUGGUGACAUUUAUACUUGUAAAUAUAAAAUUAUCAAUCAAUAAAUAAAUAAAGAGGAAGCAUGUUGUCAAAAACCCAUUAACGAUUGUGUUUGAUACCAAACUAAAAAGGAAUUGCUGUAUUAAAAGUGAAUAAACAUUUCACAUAAGCAAUCCCAAACACCUUUUACUGAUAUUCACUUGGCUAACAAGAUAUCUAACCAAACAAGGAGGUAUUGGAUUUCAUUCCAGUCAUAUACCAACUUGCUGAUCAAAAUGAGUCCUAAACACCCUUUAAAUGGACACAAAUACCAUGUAUAGCAACUUGUUAAGAAGUGUGUUUAACACCAUAUUGCAAGUUGGCAUAUUAGUAAUAAAAAAUAUUUAUUUCAUUACUCAACAAAGUAUUUCAUUCUAUUUUAAAAGGUUUUUGAACUAUUUUUUGUGUCUUUUAAAUCAUUGAUGUACGAAAUUACAUGUUAAUGAAAGCCAUGCUACUGAAGAUGAUGUGGCAUAUUUCAUGAUCACAUAGGUUACACUUAGAUGCUUUAGAUGCUGAUGUGACAUUGUAUUUGAUGAUGUGACACCUACUAUAACCCCACCCAAUUGCUUCUAUAUCUUCCAAAC
Molecule: messenger RNA, 3691 nt
Organism: Lactuca saligna
Lineage: Eukaryota; Viridiplantae; Streptophyta; Magnoliopsida; Asterales; Asteraceae
Source: the annotation of a GenBank genome assembly